Messenger RNA from Contarinia nasturtii (swede midge), 11893 nucleotides. RefSeq names its product WD repeat and FYVE domain-containing protein 3 (gene bchs). The record is from RefSeq and is a predicted model, not a curated record. Bases 354 to 10847 code for a protein of 3497 amino acids. The transcript has 22 exons. Gene Ontology annotation, molecular function: protein binding; metal ion binding. NCBI's taxonomy places the organism in Eukaryota, Metazoa, Arthropoda, Insecta, Diptera, Cecidomyiidae.
UGAAAACUGUUCAUAUUCAUUGAAACUGAAACAGAUUUUUCAAUUUAAUUUUUUUUUUCUCAACGAAUCAAGUGAGAGUGAGAUAUAAUCAAAAAUGUUAUCUUGUUAUUUAAUAAGAUGUGAAUGAGUCACUGCUAAAUGAUUCAAUGAGGCAAAAUGCGAGCGUUCUAUUGAAGCAGUCGUUUUACGAAUGCUGAUAACCAGAUAAUAAUUGCGUUGAAGCUGAAGAUAUAACUUAAGGUUGGAAAAGGGAGUGAGUUGUCGUGUCGUCGAGUUUACAUACAUCGACCGAAUAAGGAGAACAGAAAGUAGAACAAAAAUAAAAAGACGAAACGUGUGUCUCAGCCUUCACCAUGAAUAUUAUGCGAAAAUUGCGCAGUGGUGCGAACCAGAACCAAACACCUGCCACUAGUAAUGCAAGCAAUGAUAGCCCUGCCACCGAUUCCAUUGAGACACCCGAUUCGCCACACACUCAACUCAGUUUGCAACACUUAAAAAAACUGUUCAAUGAGUAUGCACAUCCAAGAGAGGUGCUCAACGAAGCUGAACGCGAUUUCAAAUUGUACAAUAUGUUACCACUGUUUUGUAAGGUAUUUGGUACGACACAUUCGAAUGAUAUGAGCGAAAAAUUCUGGGAUAUUUUGCCAUUUUGUCAGCAAGUAUCACGGCUAAUGGUCUCUGAAAUACGAAAACGUGCAUCAAAUCAAAGCACCGAAGCCGCAUCGAUUGCAAUUGUAAAAUUUCUGGAAAUCGAUAAUUGUGAAGAAUCAAGUAAUGGAUGGAUGUUAUUGACAACAUUAAAUUUAUUGGCCGCUGGUGAUUCGUCGCUCAUUCAAACAAUGACAUCGGCCUCGGUACCAUCCACGCUAGUCAAAUGUUUAUAUUUAUUUUUCGAUUUGCCUGAAAUACCCGAUGAGGAAGCUGAUAAAGAAGAUGGCAGUGAUUUUACGCAACGUGAACGACGAAUAUUGUUGCAAAAAAUCUUCGUUCAACUUAUGGUGCGUUUGUGUUCAUAUCCCUAUCCAAGCGAAGAAUUGGCUCGCAUGGAUGAUUUAACACUACUAUUUUCAGCGAUAACAUCACAGUGCGUAACACAAAAUGUAAUUUGGCGCAAAUCGGCGGCGGAAGUGUUAACGACACUAUCACGACAUGGAUUGUCCGAGCCCGUCGUCAACUAUAUUCAUUCAAAAGGAUGCGUUGCCCUAUGCAUUGAAAAUAUGCAGCGCGCACCUCAAUUGCAACCACUUGAAAUUGUCGAAAUGUUUGUAGCUGUGUUUUGUUUUCUCAAAGACUCCAGUGAAGUGUCACAAGUGUUGUUAGAUGACUUUCGUAGUAGUCAAGGGUAUAUUUUUCUUGCUGAUUUUUUGUUGAAAUUGGAAACAGAACGAUCUAAAAAUAGUGAUGCAAAUGCGGCCAUACGAAAUCUGGUGUUAAUGAUUGCAUCGUUGUGUAUGUGUGGAUAUACGGAAUUGCGGCCUAGUCAAAGCCAAUCGAAUCCAUUGUUCCAGAUUCAGGGUUUUCAAAUGCCACAAACAUCAUCGCGUGGCACAUCUGUGCGAAAUAUUCAUGCAUUUCAAGUGCUGCAAACGGUUUUCCUAAAAUCAAAUUCCAGCUCGUUGUGUUGUACAAUAAUUGAUGCCAUUUCCAGUGUAUAUCAUUCCGAUAACGCCAAUUAUUUUAUACUUGAACCACAAAAUACGCUCAGUCAAUUCAUCGAAAAAAUUCACGUGAAAAGUCACAUUGUACAAGAAAAAUGCUUUGAACUUCUUGAAUUUAUCGUAUUUCAAUUGCAUUUUGUACCAUGCAAAGAGCUCAUAUCAUUGUCCAUUUUACUGAAAGGAUAUCAAUCAAUCAGCUGCAACACGCUAUGCAUACGUACAUUGUUGAAUAUUUUAAGACACAAUAGCAUAUUCAAAGAUGUAUAUCGAGAAGUUGGUAUUUUAGAGGUAUUCGUUGGGUGCUUGAUGAAAUAUUCAGGUUUUCUACAGAAACAUGUAAACGUUGAAUCGGAUCCGUACGAUUUGGAGCUAACAAAUGAAGAAGACAUUGAAAAUGAUCCGAAUGAAAUUUUUGGUAAAUUGGUGAUUGAAUCACUUGGAAUCUUAUUGAAUGGAAACAACAGUAAUGCAAAUGUUUUUCGUGAGAGUGGUGGUGCAAAGUGCAUACACGACAUGAUAAAAUUCAAACACAAUCGAAAUCAUAUACUUGGCAUUAUUCGUGAACUUGUGCUAUCAGCUGGCGGCGAUGAUGAUAUGACAUUCAUUUUAACAACGAUGCAUUCGGCGCCACCACAAAAUAUCGAAUUGAAAAUGCAAAUUUUGAAAGCCCUACUCAGCUGUUUGCGUGACAGUCAUCGAACGCGGACGAUUUUCCGAAAAGUUGGUGGUUUUGUUUAUGUUACCAGUGUAUUUGUUUCCCUAGAUGGAAAACUAAGCGACGGAAUGACGAAUGAUAGCCAACAAAUCAAAGAUAUUCUACAUCUUUUACAUUUAGCAUGUCAAACGCUAUCGACAGCAAUGCGAUUUGAGCCAGCCAAUGCAAAAUUUUUCCAGCACGAAAUCUGCAACACUUCCCUUUGCAAUACUCUACGGUUGUUAGGUUGUUUCAGUACAACAACCGAAUUGAGUAACAAACGAAAUUCGACGAGUGACGAGAGUGCAAAACAUUAUUUUCACUCGUUAUUUAUGAGUAAUCCAUUACAACCGGAAUUUGAUAGCACAUAUCCAGCAUCAUUGUCAUUUGCGACGCUCGUCUAUCGUUUUCUAUACGACAUUACAUUGGAUAAUUUCGAUAAACCGAAUUUGUCGGGUCUUGCAUCGGUUACAGCAACAACACCAGCCGCGAACAGUGCACAAGCACAACAAACAUCAAAUAAUAAUAUUCCACAACCGUCAAAAGAUCCCAGAAGUUCAGUUUCAUCAUUGAAUCUAACUUUUCAGCCGCAACCAGAACCAAUCAUUGUGCAUCCAUCCGUUGUUAUUUGCAUGCUUCAACUACUGCCAUCCGUCGAACAUGAAACCGCAAAUGAAACUGCACUCACAUUACAAAUGUAUUUAGCUACACAUGUGCUAAAAAGUUUGGUGCGAAGCGAACGUAAUCAGCAAGUUAUGUGCGAUGCAGGUUUGGCUGGUCAUUUGCUAAAUAUCGGUCGAAGGUCACUGAGCGAAGAGGGAAAUGCAUUGCAUGAACCAUUACAAUACAUUCUAGAGCGUUUGGCAGCUCAAGCACUUCAACCAACUGAAUUGCGGGAAUUCCUUCGUUUGGGUUUGCCAUUAUGUUGCGAGAGUCCGAAUUUCAUUAAACCAUAUAAAUCCGGUGGAUCGGUGCAAUUGACACGAAUUAAAACACUAGUAUCCAUGACUACGCCUCGUGAUUUUCGAGCACAUGCAUCGUGUACACUUCCACCAUUUGUUGAGAUGGAUAUGUCCAGUGAAGGAUUUGGUUGUUUGUAUUUGCCGAGCAUAGCCCCACAGGCACCGAGCAUUGGAAGUAGUUUGGAUGGUUCGGUUAUUGGUGGAAUCGGAUCAGGAGAUCGUGUAUUUCCUCCACAAACUGGUCUAAGUUAUUCGAGUUGGUUUUGCGUUGAUAAAUUCAGCGAUCCACGCACCGAUCCCCAUUGUGUACGUUUGCUGACUUUGGUGCGAACUGUGAACAUUCCACGCGAAGAUAAUUUAGUAUGUCUGACCGUUUUGCUGUCGGCACGAGAUAAAGCAAUUAUCGUUUCAACACAAGAGACACUCGUCCCACAUAAUGUUGGCGAAUGGGAACCAGAAAGCGGCGGUGAUAGCAGUGCCCGAAUUUGGUGUCCAGAUUUACUACACGAAGGUCAAUGGCAUCAUUUGGUGAUUGUAUUAAAUCGAGCGGUGUUGAAAAAUUCCAGUUUCUCUCUAUUUUUGGAUGGUCAUCAUAUGCAUACUCAGAAAUUGCAUUAUAUUUCACAAAAUCCGGGUGCCAGUUCGACCAAUAUAACAGUUGCCAAUUCGGUGUUUGGUUUGAUCGGAACUCCACCCAGCUGGAGACGUCAUUCACGUUUAUGUUGGAAACAAGGCGUUUGUCACCUGAUUGAGGACAUUAUUUCACCACAAAUUGUUUCUACAAUAUACGCAUUGGGUCCGCAUUAUAUGGGUUCGUUGCAGGCUCCACAGCUCGGCAAACAAAGUGAACCGAUAAAUCCUCUGGUUGCUGAAGAACGUGUCAUGUUUGGAUUGAAUGCAAAAGCAAUGUCACAUCUUACAUUGGCUAAAAUUCGUAAGGUCUAUAGUCGUGCCGAUAACAAAGCUAUUGCAAAGCAAUUGGGAAUGAGUUCACAUGAAAAUGCAACGCCAAUUCGUAUUCUCCAUAAUUCUGCUGGUCACUUGGCCGGUUCAGCCCGAACAUUGGGCGGUGUAGUUGUUGGCUACUUGGGAGUUCGCGUGUUUAGUCCAAAUCCAGUUUCGAAAAUGAUUGAUACAGUCGGUGGCUGUAAUAUUCUUUUGGGAAUCAUUGCAAUGGCUCAAGAUGUUGAAAGUCUGUAUGCCGGGGUGAAAGCAUUGACCUGUGUGGUGCGAAGUAAUCGAGCAGCUCAAAGUGAAAUGGAUCGCAAGAGAAGCUACCAAACAUUGGCGAUGUUCUUUAAGAAGAAACGAAAUUUACUAAAUUCACACAUUCUUCAUUUGACAUUUAGUUUGGUUGGUACUGUAAAUAGUGGCCAAGAAUCGUCUGCAAUCCCAAACAUUCAAGCAUUCCAAGAUUUAUUAUGUGAUUUGGAAAUUUGGCAUGGUGCUCCAAAUGAUUUAUUGAGAUCUUUGCUGGAGCAUUUGCUGGAAUUGAGCUCGGAAUCAAGUGAAAAACGAUCAAACAUUCGAAUUAUGCGUGACUUACAACUUGUUACCAAACUACUUCACAUAAUACCAGACAUUCAUGAGCCAAAUACUUUGGAAAUCGUUUAUUCGUUGCUCUCAGUUUUGUUGGGAAGUCAACCAAGACAUUUGGAUCUUUUGUUCUUCGGACAAUAUAUUGCUGCGAAAAUUCCAUUGAGCACUUCAAACAGUGAAAAAGUGUUAAAGUUCAACCCAGAGCAGAAAGAUAUUGAUGCUGCUAUCAAAGAUGCACCUGAUCAACAGCAAAAAGAUGCGAUUAAAAAUAUUCUUUUAAGAAAUCGAUCAUUACAUUUAUUGCAUGCUCUUUUGUUUACAUCAAGGAAUACCGUAAACAGUCAUUUGUGCGAAGAUAUUUCUCGUAUUCUUGGCCUCGAUUGGCUGCUAUUGCUUUUGCAACCACAAAUUCAUUCGUCAACCGUUAUUUUGGGUAUGCGAAUAUUGGUUGUAGUGUGUGCAAAUGAAACGAUUAUCGGUCGAUUUCGUGAGGGUGUUCAGAAUGGUGGUUAUUUAAAGUUUACUGAGCAAGUGUCACAGUGUGGUGCACUUGUGUUUACUUCGCAAAUAAGUCCACAGCCUGCGUCGAGCGGUUCAAUUGUACAAGUUCAGCCGGGAUGUCAGUUGCCAGCUCAAAUUGCAAGUGAAGUGAAAACGGCUGUCUUGCGAAUUCCCGGUUUUCAGUACCUAGAAUGGCUUCUACCCCAUCAUUUGGAAGUACCUGAACUUUAUUAUUUACUAACCGCACUAAUAAUGGGCCAACCAGUAAAAGUACUUGGCAACGAUCACACAAAGUUGGAUUUGGAUCGGAUCUGGUCAUUCCUUUGGGGUACUAAUGUUUCCGUUUCACAAUCACCAUCGCCCAAAGUGCAUUUAUGUCCAGAAGGUGUAUGCGUUCUUCUAAGCAUGAUACGACGCAUUGUACACGAAUGUGAUUGUCAGUUAGAUUGGCUUGUCUCGCAUCCCGUCACCAUAAUUCAUGUGCUUUUCUCAAUGUAUCACAAUUUACCGGAUUUCAUGUCUGUUUUAAUGCUGGGUGAUGUAAUCAGUUCACUCACAGCAGUUCUAUUUCCAAUUGUCAACAAAGAUGCAAACAAUUCGGAGCAAAAUAGUAACGCAUCGACACCAGAUGAUGAUGGUGAAGGAAUUCUAAUCAACUCACCUCGAAUGAUUGAAGCACAACUCACUGAAUGUUCGGUUCGUAAAUUUGUUAUCGAUUUUCUGCGUGUUAUUGUUGUCGACUCGCUAUCAUUGUCCUCAUCGACGGGCAAAACAGCACCAGUUAUUGAUUUGGUUCUGGAUGCUUCGCCUGAAAACAGUGAUUCAACGCAGCAAAUUGCAUAUCAAACGGAAAUCAUUACCGCUCUCAUUGAUCAUUUACUGGCCGCAGAUGUGCUAGUCGGUGAACAGGCCGCAUUGCCAAUUGUUCCACUUCUACAAAGUCAUGUACAGAAUAUUGCGCCAAAUGUAUUUUAUCUAACGGCACGUAUUGUCGAUAAGAUGUGGCAGGGUCAGCUGAAAAAAGAUCCACAUGAAAUUUUUGAUUUUAUCAUUAAAUUAAUUGGACAAGCAAAACGUCGCUCGUCAUCGUUAUCACUCGAACAGCUACAUCAUUCGCUGAAUCGAAUCAUCUUGUAUCUAUUAUCACGUCCGACCGAAACACUCACUGAUCAAACUGCAGUCUUGGAAACAUUACAUAAAUUAACAACGCAUCGCUUGCUCAUUUUUGGUGCCGGCAAUCAUGAGCUUGAUUUCAUCGGUUGCCUAACCUAUUGCCUACUACAAUUGACAGGAGAUCAUAAAAUUGAAUUGGAUGUGAAUUCGGCAAAUCGCAGCACUAAAUGGCAUGUCAGUCCGACGAAAGAAGAUAUUGAAACGCGUGAUCAAUUAUUGAAUCAGCAUCAAGGUAAAAAUUUAAUUGUGAGUGCAACGAUUCGCGUAUGGGAGGAAUUGUAUGUAUGUAAGAAGCCUGCAAUUGAAGAAGUGUUCAAAAUAUCUCUAACCACACCACCGAAUAAUGCAAAAGCACCCACCUUAACGGCAACGAGAGAACAAUGCAUAGAUGCGGCCAGUAAACUUUGGUACAACUAUGUGGAUAUGGAACGGAAAGCUACUUAUCGGGUACCAUGGGAAUUUCACAAUCAAAUUCAGUCGAAAAUUCAAAAAGUCACCGGCGGACUUACACGAUUGGCAAGCCGAACAAAGGUCAAGAAGGAGGAAUAUGUGAAGACAAAAUCUCAAAUUACCAAGAGUCAAGCAAUUGAGUGGACCGACAUAAAUGUCGGUUUGGUGAAAGAUUUAUGCGAUCAACGAUAUGUGCAACAUGUAAAUAUGACACAACAUACCCUUCGAUAUGUAUGUCAAGAUUGGUUGCAAUCUGAACGUGAACUUAUUCGGGAACGAGGUCUAUGGGGUCCGAUUAAGAAAAAUUAUUUGGACAAAUGGAUACUCGAUUCAACCGAGGGUCCACAUCGAAUGCGAAAAAAGACCAUGCGCAAUGAUCAAUUUUAUUCACAAUACAUUUAUCGGCCAGAGCUAGAAGAUCCGGAAAAUAGGCAACUAAAAUACAAAGUUGCAACGAGCUUUGAUAGCAAACCAUUUUUCAAAUUUUGCCAAUUACCACCGAGAGUUUUAUGCGAAGAUGUGAGUACAUUCGAUUCGCAAAAAUCCGAAAAAACUCAGAGUCUUUCACCGACUCAAAGUCCAAGCGAACAAUUGCCAACAUUGUCACGUGCACAAAGUGAACCGGGUGCUGAAGAGGCUGAGAAUGAAGGCGAAGAAGAAGUCUCAUUAAUAUCAGACAAUCAAACGCUGUUGCGUAUGCUUGAAGAGCAAGAGAAAAUUUCGCACAUGUUUCGAUGUGCUCGAAUCCAAGGUUUGGACACAUAUGAAGGCCUGUUGCUAUUUGGCAAAGAAUAUUGUUAUGUAAUCGAUGGAUUUACACUGAUUAAAAAUCGAGAGAUUCGUGACAUUGAUUCAUUGCCAUCCGGUGCAUAUGAUCCAAUUUUGCCCAGUCCGAAUAGUCCGCGACGCUCACCACAAACAAUGCGGCAAUGCUCAAAAUUCUCGUAUGAAGACAUUCGUGAAGUACACAAACGACGAUAUUUACUGCAACCAAUUGCUUUGGAAGUAUUUUCGGGCGAUGGACGUAAUUAUUUGUUAGCGUUUCCACGAAAAGUGCGAAAUAAAGUCUAUCAACGAUUCAUGGCAUUGGCCACAGCGAUUGCCGAUAAUGCACAGCAAUCGGUGGCAGGACAAAAGCGAAAUGCAAGCGUUGAACAAACAUCGGGAAUUUUCAGUAGUUUGAUUGGCGAAACAUCAGUUACACAACGCUGGGUGCGAGGUGAAAUAUCAAAUUUCCAAUAUCUGAUGCAUUUAAACACAUUGGCUGGACGUUCUUAUAAUGAUCUCAUGCAGUACCCAGUGUUCCCUUGGAUUUUAGCCGACUACGAUAGUGAAGAGCUGGAUUUAAGCAAUGCGAAAACAUUCCGUAACUUUGCAAAACCAAUGGGUGCGCAAAGCUCCGAACGAUUGGAACAGUUUCAAAAACGAUUCAAGGAAUGGGAUGAUCCACAUGGUGAAACACCACCAUAUCAUUAUGGUACUCAUUAUUCAUCGGCCAUGAUUGUAUGCUCUUAUUUAGUUCGCAUGGAACCAUUUACGCAGCAUUUUCUACGUUUGCAAGGUGGCCAUUUUGAUUUGGCAGAUAGAAUGUUUCACAGUGUCAAGGAAGCAUGGCUAUCGGCAUCAAAAUUCAAUAUGGCCGAUGUAAAAGAGUUAAUUCCAGAAUUCUUCUAUUUGCCAGAGUUUUUGCAAAAUUCCAACAAUUUUGAUUUGGGUACAAAGCAAAACGGAGAUACAUUAAAUCAUGUCAUUCUACCGCCAUGGGCAAAACAAGAUGUGCGGGAAUUCAUUCGUGUUCAUCGGCAAGCACUUGAGUGUGACUAUGUGAGCCAGAAUUUACAUCAGUGGAUCGAUUUGAUUUUCGGUUGUAAGCAGCAAGGGAAUGCAGCUGUAGACGCCACAAAUGUAUUUCAUCAUUUGUUCUAUGAAGGCAAUGUUGAUAUUUACAACAUUGACGAUCCGUUGAAAAAGAAUGCCACCAUUGGAUUCAUCAAUAAUUUCGGACAAAUUCCAAAACAAUUAUUCAAGAAAGCGCAUCCUUGUAAGAAAAUGUCGUCGAGUCGCACAUCCAUCAUUGACGCCAAUCCCCUGUUAUCAUCGACAGUUGCACAGAAUGACAAAUUAUUUUUCAAUAAUUUGGACAGUUUGAAACCGAGUUUGCAACCAAUCAAAGAACUGAAAGGGCCAGUGGGUCAAAUAAUUCAUCCCGAUAAAACGGUUUUGGCGGUUGAACAAAAUAAAGUGUUAAUGGCGCCAACAUUUUCACGGUAUAUUGCAUGGGGUUUUGCCGACCAUUCUCUGCGUAUCGGGAUGUAUGAUUCGGAUCGUGCACUGUUUGUGUGUGAAGCAUCGGCUCAAAACUCGGGCGAAAUAUUGGCGUGCGCGUGUCCAAAUGCAAGAACAAUUGUAACGGCCGGCACGAGUUCGGUGGUGACUGUGUGGGAAUUUGAUAGUCGUCGAAAAUCAUUGACGGUUAAACAUUCGCUGCAUGGUCACAUCGAUGCUGUGACUUGUUUGGCAGCAAGUACACCAUACAAUAUGAUUGUGUCCGGUUCGAGAGAUGGAACAGCUAUUGUAUGGGAUAUGUCGAGAUUCACAUUUGUACGUCAAUUAAGCGAUCACGUUGGACUUGUUGCGGCCGUCAGCAUUAACGAUUUGACUGGUGACAUUGCAACGUGUUCAGCGACUUGGCUACACAUUUGGUCGGUUAAUGGUGAUCCAUUGGCCACCGUAAAUACAAGCAUCGGCAGUGCUGAUCGAAUGCAGCAAAUAUUGUGCGUAACAUUUUCAACGGCACGUGAAUGGGAUCAGCAAAAUGUUGUAAUUACUGGAUCAACUGACGGUGUCGUACGUUGCUGGUCAAUUGAAUAUGUACAAAAGCCGAUUGAAAAGGACGAUGCAAAUGAAACGUUUGAUACGAAAGACAACGACAAUAAUGACAGCUCCAAUAAAUCAUCGCUUGAUGAAAGUGCGAUUAAUACAUCUGUAGAAAUAGCGAAGGUCGAUUUGAUUAAACAAAUCAGUAUCACACAAGAAGAAGCUUUAGUGAAGUCUGGUUCGGAAAGUAGUAUAUCUGAAGCGUGUGAUAACACGAAAAAUGCUCAACCAGAAUUAAUUGAUCGUGGUAGAUCAAUCGAAACGGACGAUACAACAAAGACAAUACGAAAGGAGAUUUUGGAUGUACCAAUAGCCAAUAUGAGCAAACGUGGCAGUUUGACAAGUGCAAAAUCUUUACACGAGUUGAAACGUGAACCAAUGAUCGAUGAGCCGUCUAGAAAUCAAGACACAAACACUGUUGGCAGCGAUGUAAAAACAACAACUGCAGAUGAAGCACCUAGCAGUACGAAAGGUAUUCGACCAAGUAAAUCGGAGACGAGCAUCAUUGAUUCAUUUGUCGUGGUUGAAAACGAAUACGCUCGAAGGAAGAACAACGCAAACAUGCUGCGUGAAGGUUUUAUGUGGCAUCGUCAAUUAGUAUUUCGUUCAAAAUUAACAAUGCACACGGCAUAUGAUCGCAAAGAUAAUACAGAACCAGCAAGUAUAACGGCACUGGCUGUAUCAAAAGAUCAUAAAACAUUGUAUGUUGGCGACGCCAGAGGUCGGGUGUUCUCAUGGAGUGUAACGGAGUUGCCGAAUCGUGGUAUGGCAGAUCAUUGGUUAAAAGAUGAAGGUGCCGAUCAAUGCGUGAACUGUCAUGUUAGAUUCUCAUUGUAUGAACGGAAACAUCAUUGCAGAAAUUGUGGACAAGUAUUUUGUAAUAAAUGCAGUCGCUUUGAAUCGGAAAUAUCACGUUUACGUAUAUUGAAACCGGUUCGCGUUUGCCAGACAUGCCAUGCAACACUGAGGCAAAAUUCAGUCGAUUCACAAUAAGAAUGUUACGAAAAUGUAGGAAUUAUAAAAAAAAACAUCAUCCUUACACAUACGUGGAAAAAACAACAACAACAUCAUUUAACUUACAAAUUCAUAUUUAUUGGAACAGUUAUAUAUAUACACAAACACAAAAAAAAAAACAUUCAUAAAUAACUAAUAUUAUAGAAUAUGUAGAUUAGAAAAUUAGAGCAAGUUCGUGUAAAUUCAGCAACAACAGAUAAAAAUUAUUUUAGUGGACCGAAAUGCAAUAAUUUAUAGCCUGAAGAGAAUCGAGCAAGCAAAAUGUUGAAUGAGAAAAAUGAGAUCUAUAUCAAAUCAUAUAUUAUUAUUAAAAAAAAAAAUAUUUUUUUCGUAGAAAACCACACAACGAUCGAUUGUAUUUGUAUCAAUCGUUGUUCUAUAAAUGGAAAAGGAGUAGAGACUAAUACUGCAUGAGAUAUUAUUUUCUCUAAUAAUCUGUGAACAAAAAAAUGGAUAUUUAUUUUAUUUUUACUAUUUUAUUUUACUGAAAGUUUGUUUGUUAUUUUGAGUGUUUUUUUUUACUUUAUAAUUUUAGUUUGACGUGAUAGACAAAAUGAAAUUCCAUUGAAAUGCUGUUUUUAAAAUGCGUGAAUAUUUUUAUUUUAUUUUUUAGCUUUUAAUCGAUAUAUUUAUUUUAAGUGAAAUUGAUAAAAAAAUCUCUGAGCAAAGCCAUCUCUGCAUAUGAUCUAAACAAUGCGCUUUUCUUUCGUUGACUUGAUUUUUUGCAUUAAAUAAAUUGAUGAAGCCUUUUUCCUGCUUUCAAAUUCUGUACUGAAGAAUAAAUUAACUUUUGGUUCCAAUUUGUUAAUUGCAUAUUUUGCAGUCAUCAAUUUGCGUACGCAUUGUAAUAACAUAAAUGUUGUAGUAGAAUUUGAUUUUAUUUGAAUUAAAACAAGUGUUUGUAGCUAAAAUUGUAAACAAAACAACAACCAAAAAAAAAAAAAAUUACAAAUGAAUGUAUCAAGCAAUGAGCAUAAAAGAACAAACCAAAGACACAAUAAACACCUGAAGUGACAUUUAACAUG